AAAAAUAAAACAGUUUCAGUGAAAAAAAAAAUAAAUCUUGUUCUUUUUUUGGUCGCAAAUGCGAAAUGUCAUCCCUUUCUUAUUCCUCUUUCUGGUAGGUUUUCGCUGCUCCGGCUCAGGUCCGCCUUCGGCUCCGUUUUCUCGGAAUGGAGAUUUUCACCACACCAAUACAUAUGCAAUCGACUUCGCGAUGAUUAUAAUUUCCAUACUAAUUUGAGCCGCCUUCGGACCAGUUUCUGAUCCGAAGUCGGACUCAGCUCCGCCUCAGGCGGAGCGGAUUCGGACCGAGGUCGGACCUGUUUGCUUGAAGGGGUUUGUCGUAUGUCCCAUAAGGAAAUACACAGACGAGUGUAAUUUCAGUCGCAUUCAAGAUGUCGAGCAGGGCUGACGAGUCACCUGCGCCAAGUUUAUCGGAGGUGCUUUAUGCCAUGAGCAACGAAAUAUUGGAUGAUGAAUUCCUCGAUGUCGAUCCAUUAGGUUCGCCCAAUGAGUGCUCUGAAUCCAGUGACAAGGACUUUUCAGCAGACGAUGAAGAUAACGGCGAUCCCACGUACCAGUUAGAAAAUCAAAAUGAAAACUCGGCCCUCCGAAAUUUUUAUGAAGCUGCACAUGAUAUUCUUAUGUCUAUACUCCAUCCACAUCUAAAAAUAAUCAACCCAACGAUCGGAAUCUACCAUUCUAAUUCUAAAAAUUGUUCAAAAAUAACAUAAAAAUGUUUUAUUUUUUCUAUGAAUUAAAUGUGAUUUAAGUUUUUUUCUGUUUGGACAAAAAAAAGUAUAGGUAUUUUAAGAACGGCCAUUCCACACGGAGAAGAUACAAACAUUGACUUUGUUUUCAGUCUAUCUCGUUGAAGAAGCAACCUUUUUUCUUGAAACUUGGUAGGUGUUAAAGGCUCAUGAUAAAGUUGAUGUUCUAGAAGUUUCACGAAAAACUAAUUUAACGUAGCCAAAUUAUUCGCAGAUAAAGCGGUAACGGAGAAGACGCGUACAAAUCUUCUCCGUUACCGUCUUUGUCUGUUAAUAAUUUAGCUAUUUUGAAUUCGUUUUUCUUGAAACUUCUAGAACUUCAACUUUAUAAUGUGCCCUUAAGACCUACCAAG
Messenger RNA from Episyrphus balteatus (marmalade hoverfly), 1099 nucleotides. RefSeq lists its product as uncharacterized. Bases 372 to 710 code for a protein of 112 amino acids. The transcript is spliced from 2 exons. The record is from RefSeq and is a predicted model, not a curated record. Lineage: Eukaryota; Metazoa; Arthropoda; Insecta; Diptera; Syrphidae.